GUGGACUAAAGAUGGGGGAGAAAGGUGGUUGGCUGGAGGCUAACAGAGGAGACUGGUUGGCCAUCUUGGAUUCCCAGACCCAAUCCAGUGCAGCCAAGGGCCCAUGGGACAACAUCACUGAGCAGGCCAGGUCCAGAGACGACAUAGUGGAGGUCAGUGGAUGGGACAUCAUCCUCAACUCUGGGCUGGGGAACAACACUGUUAACCAGAAACAGACAGUGGAACACAAAACAACCACCAAACUUAAUCUCUAUGACAACAGACUGGCUGAGACCAAGGCGAGGCGUAGAUUUGGUCUGCGGGGACGGGGAGGCCAGGUUCGUAUGCAGCAGGAGCGAACAGACACAGACGUGGCUAGUGAUGCUCCGUCCUGCUCCUAUAUUUGUGAUUCAGAGAGACUGAUGGCGCCUCAGGUUAACCCCCUAACAGAUGCUGCCUUCAGCCUGCCUUCUAUAGGAUCUAUCAACUGGAACAUGGACCCUGUGACAACACAGACACUCCCUGGCCUUCGUCCUCCUCACACUCUCCUAAUGUUAAACCAGACCUCAGACAAUGCCAGUGCCUCAACACCAAAUGGCUACACAAGCCCGUUGACAAAUGAUAGUAGUAGCAACGCUAUCAGUAGAUCUGGUGGCAAAGAGAAGCGCUUCCAGUGUUCGUUCUGUGGGAAAGCCUUCAGUUUCGCCAAACAGGUGGAGAUCCACCAGAGGAUCCACACGGAGGAGAAACCGUUCGGCUGCCACCUGUGCGGGGCCAGUUUCUCCCACUUGUCCAAGCUGAAGAGGCACCAGAGGGUCCACACAGGGGAGAAACCCUACAGCUGCCCCCAGUGUGAGAAGAGGUUCUCCCACAAGCACCAGCUGAAGAUGCACCUGAAGAUGCACACGGGAGAGAGGCCAUUCGCCUGUAUGCACUGUGGGAAGAGGUUCUCAGAAAGGAGCUACCUCAGGAUACACCAGCAGAAAAUGCACACGGCCCAUGUAUAGAGUAUAGUGACAUGUAAUGUAGUACUAGUUAGUUUGUAGUUAAUUCUGUUGGUUUUGGAUGUAGUAGGGAACUGGAUGAGGUGAACUGAGGAAAGAAUGAGUAUGAUGAGGCAGAGUAGAUGAUAUGGUGAUGGUUGGUGAGAUGGUGUCUGUAAAAAUGCUUCACUGAUGAAGAGUGACAACUUAAUUCCCUUUAGGUUGAUACAGGUGUUUUAUAGUGAGAUAAGGAUAGUCAGUGCCUUAAUUCAUGUUUACUUAACAUAAAAUUGUGAAGCUGUUGUAAUGUAAUGAUGAACCUUUUCCAAAGUAUUCUAAAAUGAAUUUUUAUCAAAUCGAGGGUACCAGAUUUACUUGUCACGUAUCAUUUUGUGCAAUAAAAGUACUGUACUUCA
Coregonus clupeaformis (lake whitefish) is the source of this 1378-nucleotide messenger RNA. Its product is annotated as zinc finger and SCAN domain-containing protein 21-like. NCBI's taxonomy places the organism in Eukaryota, Metazoa, Chordata, Actinopteri, Salmoniformes, Salmonidae. The record is from RefSeq and is a predicted model, not a curated record. The transcript is spliced from 2 exons. The coding region runs from base 12 to 986 and encodes 324 amino acids.